ACUACAUUUGGUACAAUAAGUUUUGAUUGGAUAGAGACCAAUUCAAGUGCUGCAAAAAUAAAAAAAUCACCAGAUAACUCUAGAAUUGUUCUCUUUGAUUCCAAAGGAACUAGAUUAUCAGAUGACCAGGAAGUUUGGCAAAUGGAAGCAGCAG
Entrophospora candida is the source of this 154-nucleotide messenger RNA. The record is from the annotation of a GenBank genome assembly. NCBI's taxonomy places the organism in Eukaryota, Fungi, Glomeromycota, Glomeromycetes, Entrophosporales, Entrophosporaceae.